Lycium ferocissimum is the source of this 2449-nucleotide messenger RNA. RefSeq lists its product as uncharacterized. Gene Ontology annotation, molecular function: exopolyphosphatase activity. Gene Ontology annotation, cellular component: cytoplasm. Lineage: Eukaryota; Viridiplantae; Streptophyta; Magnoliopsida; Solanales; Solanaceae. Bases 144 to 965 code for a protein of 273 amino acids. The record is from RefSeq and is a predicted model, not a curated record. The transcript has 8 exons.
AAGUCAGCGAGGAAGAUUUGAAGAGUCAAGGAUUGAAUCGGUUCUUGAAGGAGCAGAGAGACAAGAUCAACAACAUUUUCAGUGGAGAAAUUAAUGGGAAAGCUAAAAUUGUGCUCUCUGGACCUUCCAACAGUACAAGCUCAAUGGUGGCGGCAAUUUGCUAUGCUUGGUUGUUGGAAAAUAGGAUGAGGGCUAAUGAGCAAGAAGGAGGAGAAGCGAAUACAACACAGGUGGUGGUUCCUGUGAUGAAUAUGACUAGAAGAAAGAUGUUGAAGCAGCGGCAAGCGGCAUGGCUUUUUCACCUUGUUGGUGUUGAUGUCAAAUCUCUGAUGUUUUCUGAUGAGGUUGAUUUGGAAACAUUACUAUUGGCUAAGCAGCUAAGCAUCCUUGUAGUUGGUGAAGACAUACUCAAAACUAAUGGAGAGGCUGUAUCAGGAUGCACUGUUCUAACGGACAAUUACUGUGAGGAUGCUUAUGACCUACUUCAGACACCUAUCUUGAAAAAGCUUCUGCUUGCAGGCAUACUUUUAGACACACAAAACUUAAGUGCAUCAUCUAAGGUGUCAAUGACAAGAGAUGUAGAAGCAGUUCAGCUGCUUUCAGUUGGCUCCACCCCUAAUUACAGAAAUACCUUUUUUGACCAAUUGAUGCGAGAUGCGAAGGAUGAUAGUUUCUUUGACGCUAUGAGGCAGAGUUAUGGAAAUUCAUGCAUUGAGACCAGCCAUAAGUAUAGAGACGAACACCUCUUGGAGAAGAAUUCCGUUCCUCAAGAAAAUACACCAAGUUCAGAUAAGAUUUCUAAAGAUCAGAAGAAUGGGAAGACAAAUAGAGUGUCACCAAACACAGGUAAAACUACAAAUUCACGUGUACAUGCUCCUCCAAUAUUACCAGCAAAACCAGUGGAUGCUUCUCGGGGCAAGAACAAAACCUUCUUCUUAGCAAAGUGGUUUGGAUUGGGGAAGUGAGUUAUAAAAUCUGCUAAAGUAUGAGUAAUUUCGAUCAUCCAAUGCUCAAAUUUAGUCAGAGAACAGUCAGGCUGAUAGAAAGUGGAUUUUGGGCUACAUUUUUUUUUUUUUUCUUUUCGAAAACCUACAAAAUUAAUAGGGAAUUUUCUAAAUGUUUGGAGAGCUGUUUUGGUUGUUGGUCUUAUUCAAUUAAAUUUUUAUGUGUCUGAGCCAGGCUGUUGCACAUGCAUUAUCAGUAAUGUUUAAUCUAUCUUCUUGUAUCACAAUCUUUAUAUUAUCUUUCAGCUCAUAGUUAUGCACAUAAAAACUCCUGCAUAACUAAUGUGAUUAAUUCAUGAAUCGAACGACCCUUCUUAUGCUCAAUUCUCCACUUCAUAAAUGCUGAAUACACCAGUAAAAAAAGGCAAAAAUCGCACAACAAUUAGACAAACACAUACACAUCCUAGGCUACUGUUAAGUAUACUACAUAGCGGUUUCGCUUCGUUAAUAUUAUCUAUGCGGAAACUGAUGAGAUUGAUGGUUACUGCUGGUUAACAUGGAUUUUUUUCAGUUAUCGUAUCCCAUGAAAAAACUGGAUCUUUAUGUUACCUAUCUCUUUCCCUGAAUAUCCUUGAUCUUCAAGAAUAUUUUCUUCCUUGAAUCACAGCGAGUUCCCUUAAUUCCAACUUCCAACUCAACAUCUUUGUUCAGAUUUGUUUAACUUGAAUUUAGCUCUUGAGUGUUCAUUUAUUUCAUUCUUCUUAAGUAACAGUUAUGUCAAAAAUGUCUAUCCAGCCAUAAAUAAUAGAAUGCCAUAAGUCAAAACAUUUUUUUGAUUAAAUUUUCUUGACCAAACUUUCGUGAAUCUGUCAUCAAUCAAAACUUAGCAAUGGGCUAACCUUAAAAUAGGAUUGUGGCCAGACUGUACAAAAGCAUCGACGUAAAGUCUCCAGCACAUCUUUUCACUUGUUUUAUUGGCCUGAACCAACGAAUUUCUGGUAGAACUCCAAAGUAUUAAAUCUCCCAUCCCUUUAUCAUUUUUUUUUUUUGUCUUUUCUUGAAAGGUUUCUCAUUUUGAAAAGAUGAUAAAUUAAAGAUCAUCAAAUCAUUGAGCAAUAAAUUUUGUAAAGGAGGAGAAGACUAUAUUUUACUCCUCAUCUAGAAUAUUAAAAGAGUGACUUUGAAGUCUUAUGAUGAGAGGGCUUCUAAUCCCUAAGAAUCAGGAGAUGGGUACUACUUUUUUGCAAUAUAACAUAGUUAAGAUGUUCGUCAUUUUCUGUAUUAUUAGAGGCGGAUUUAGCCUAUAGGGGUUCACAUGAACUCAGUAGCUUUUAUCCAGAUCUUCAAUGUGUUAAGAAAUCCACUAGGUAUUAAUAAAUAUUUGACCAUGAACUCGGUUAUAUAUUAACUGGAGGUCGUUAUAGAAAUUAAUAAACUUCAAAACUAUCUGUAAGGAUUAAGGAAUUUGCUAUGCUGUUGUCAUCAUAAUAGUUCAAAGUAUGCAA